Hydatigera taeniaeformis is the source of this 525-nucleotide messenger RNA. Lineage: Eukaryota; Metazoa; Platyhelminthes; Cestoda; Cyclophyllidea; Taeniidae. The record is from the annotation of a GenBank genome assembly.
AUGGUCGAUCUCGAUGUAGUAAUCUAUGAGAUCCCCGAAGCAUAUGUCCCCAUCAAUAAGGCUGAUCCUAUCAUUAUCCGUGGUAGUGGUGACAUAACAAUCAAUGAAUUUCCUCCAGAAUUGCACGGAAAGGUGGCCCCAGAAGAAUUCCAGGAAACCAUUCUAAAGGUCAACAACCAACUCAGGCGCUCCAUGUCUAUUAAUCUCAAGUGGCUCUUAUGCGGCUUUAUUUGCUGCUUCUGCACCCUUGGGUGUUCCAUGUGGCCAGCAAUUUGUGUAAAUCGCAAGGUAAAAAGAAACAUUGAGAAGACACUUGAGCUCGAGAAUGCUCGCCUCUACUGCCAGCUUGGACUCAACUGGAGUCUAGCUAAGCAGAGAUCCUCAGAACCGGUCGUUUUGAUGGAAUAUGUAAGCAAUGUAUUAGUUUUUUUUGAAUCACUUGACUCUUACUUUGUUACGUCCCUGUAUUACGGGAUUCUUUGUGAUGGGCGAUUAGUUUUUGUCAUUUUGGGUUUAAUCGAUUAG